CUCCCGCCGAGGCGGCAGGCCAUUUUUAUUAAAAAUACUUCCGAGUACCACGACGCGCGCGGAUUUUUCGUUCGCAUCCUGAAAAUUUUAGUGCAUUUUAUUUUUGGACCCAAAUCUUUUAGGAAGUGGACGAUCAAUAAAAAAAAAUAAUUUAACAAAUUAACCAUUUUAAUAGUUCAAGAAACUGUGAUUGAGAAGUGAAUUCUUGAAUUGUAAAAAAAUACAAGUGCGCCCCGCGUUCUAUUUUCCGUGCUGGCUCGGGUGGAUUCGGUUGCGAAAAGUGGAGGCGCUCGGCCAUCUCCGGCUGCGCUCGAGGCCGCGCCGAGCAGGGCGUCCUACCAACCCCGCCCGUGAGCAACAGAGACGAAACACGUUGCUGACUUGGCGACAACAAGAAUGGAUUGAUGUUUUCACGUGGAAAACUCAUCCCUUCAACAUAUCCAUGUCAAGGUCCCGCGCCCGUCACACAUACUGCACGGCACUAUGAAACAUACAAAUUGAAAAUGGCUUUUAAAAAGUAAACAUUAUCUAUUGUUGACGUUUUAUUGUAUUGUUCAUGGAACACGAGAGAAUACUUAUGUAUACAUUGAGAAAUUGUUGGUAUAUUAGCUUUUAAGCCAGGACUGGUAAUCAUAUCUUCCAAAGAAGGAAUAAUAAGAGAUAGAAAAUGGCGACGCAACGAUUUUGUUUGAGGUGGAACAACCACCAAUCGAAUAUGCUUUCUGUGUUCGAUCAGCUGCUACAUGCUGAGACGUUCACAGAUGUGACGUUGGCUGUAGACGGCCAGCUACUUAAAGCACACAAAAUGGUCUUAUCGGCUUGCAGCCCGUAUUUUCAGGCUUUAUUUGUUAAUCAUCAGGAAAAACAUCCUAUCGUUAUAUUGAAGGAUGUACCUUAUGCAGACAUGAAGUCUUUAUUAGACUUUAUGUACAGAGGAGAAGUAAGCGUGGAUCAGGAGAGGUUAACAGCAUUUCUAAAAGUAGCUGAAAGCCUAAGGAUAAAGGGCCUAACAGAGGUGAACGAGGAGAAGUGCGACAUUCCAGCUCUCACUAACUCCUUGAUACAGCAACAGUCUGGCGGUGCGACACAAACCCCACCUCCUCAGUUACACAGAAUACAUCCCUAUAUGCACCAGAAACGGCCAGCGUCUGGAAUGCCUACGGGUGGAGCGCCUCCGAAUUUAUUAAUGCCACUAUUGGGCAAUGCAUUAAUGCAACCGAAAAGAAAACGAGGUCGGCCUAGAAAAUUAAGUGGAAGCUCGAGUGACGCAUUAAACACGGCAGCCAGCCCCCCAGGAGAGUUUAUUCCGGAAUCAGCAUCCCAUGCAACUUCUAAUAGAGCUGGCGAUCAAUUAAUUCGAGGAUCACCAGAAAUGCUUGAAGUAAAAAUGUCUAUGGAUGGUUUCGGUGCAGAAGACGGCACUACUUCUGGAGGAGAAGAAGGAAGUGAAGCACUUCUGAUUGAUGAAGGCGACGACGCGCAGUCAACUGAAGCCCCAACCGGGAAAGACUCGGAAUCUGCAGAUUUUCAUUACACCUAUGAAGACGAUGGUGACGGCAAUUUACCCAUAAUAACGCUAGAAGUUUUAUCAGAUGCUUCGAGCAUGGAUUAUAUACAGACAACAAGCGAAAUGUUAACCGAUCCAGAUACUGCAGGAAACACAUCAGGCAUGCAUUUUCUUACAGAAACUGUUAAUACUGAAGUGGUGCAAAAAAUGGAUAGUGAUAAGGAAGAAUUGAAAGAAGUUCCUAAAGCAAGGACUGAUUUGUUGGAAUACAUGACGAGGAAUGAUGGCAGUGUUAUUUGUAAGUUAUGUGGGGAGAUCCUGCAGAGUCGAACACAUUGGUAUAGGCAUAAGUACAAACUUCACGUCGGCCAUCCACUGAAUCCCUCCCCUCUUUUCCAAUGCGAGCAAUGCCUUGUGUACUUUAAAAGCAGGAAAGGUUACAUCGGACAUUUGGCUAGUAGGCAUAGUGAAGUCCUGGGAGACUCCAGUCCCGUGUUGACAAAUUCACAAGCGGAGGCACUAUCUAAAGAAAUGGCUCCUACAACCCCAGCUCCUCCCGAACUCAAAGAGGACCCGGACCCAGAACUGUCGAUACCAAAAACCAGUGUGCCAAAUUAUCAGACUAAUACCAAACCGGCCAAAACCACAGAGACGAAAAAAUCUUAUAGAGGGCAAAGAGAUCAAUCAAAUAUGACGGAGGACCAGAGAUCGAAAGAAGAGAAACUGAUAGCGGACAUCAUAGACAGAGUGCGACGGGAGUGUGAGGCGCAGGGCUCCGGAGGCUCCACCAGGAAAGGGUACUCCCGCCGCACCACUGUCAUGCACACAUAAAUCUAUCUCCAAAGUUUAGACUACUCUCUUUCUCUCUCAUCUGAGCGCGCUUCCGAUUUCAUUGAGGCGCCCCGAAUCCCAACAAAUUUAAUAAACCUUUAAAUUUAGAAUAUUCGACUGCGAUAUUACAACCGGCCAUUGCUGUUAUUGCUUAAUAACUACAGUCCCUUAGUCGCCUCGUACGACAUCCAUGGGGAGAGUGGUCCUAUUCUCAAGCUUGAACCGGACGCCGGACAGUCGAGGCACGGUGUAGACUAUUGAAGUUCCUCUUUGUCGGCUUGCUAGCGCUAGAUUUAGCCGAUGCCUUACUUCUAAAUUAAAUCUAACUACCUACUUCCGUUGAAAACAAAUUUGAAGUAUAUUAUUACGUUUUACUCUCAAUUCCUACUAAAACUACAAAAUAUAAUAGUAGUCUACUUACACCUAGCAUAUGUCGUCCCGUGGUCGCCCGGGUCCUAUAAGUAGUUAUAUAAGAAUUAGUUAUAACAAUACCUCACACAUCAAAAAUAUUUGACAUGAUCAUUAACUUUAUGUAGAUGAUUAGGAAUCAUACCUACCACAGAUCUACAGAUCAAUCAGUCUUAAGGCUGUAUGAUCUGCGACACAUACAAGACAUAGAAAACACUUAGAACAGUCUGGCUUUCAUGGCAAUUGAUGAUGGUGGCAUAGGGCCUUAACAGAAAUGAAAAUCAAUCACUAUACAGAGGCCAGUAUCCAUGGCCAGCUUAUAUCAUAAGGUGGCCAGUUACAUACAUUACAGUAUAAAUACAUAGUAGGUACUUUUUGCCCAUACUACUAUAUAAAGAGUUUAUUCGCAGAAAAUAUAACAGACGAUGUUUCAAUAGGGAUUUAUUAUAUUUAUCGAUACCACUAUUCAUAUUACUAUACUAUUUAAUGGUGUUUGUCGAUUAACAGUGUUGUGCUAUUUACCUUCUGGUUUAAAUAAAAAUUCCUAAUUUUUUAUAAAAAUCUUGAGCGCACAAAGCCUCGAUACUAUUUUUUUUUAAAUUCAUUAUAUGGCCUACUCUAGUGGUCUCUUAGUAGAUAAUGUGCUCAUAAAUUCGUGCCAAUUUUGUAAAUAAAAAACAUACCUAUGUACUUAGGUAGAAUAAUCGUACUUUCUAGCUGAGUGAAAAUGUAUUAAAAUAUAAUUUUGGUCCCAUUUGUUUAUAUUUUUAAGAAAAUAAAAUAAUAUCAUUUUAUAUUUUUUAUUACACUGCACAGAUGUGAGUUGGCUGAUCAGCUGAUCGGACUUUGUAUUUUAUGUUGUAGUUAGUUUGACUGUUUUAUUUUUAUUAUUAUUUUAAAACUUGUUGUCGGAAAUUUGUGCAGUGAAUAAAAAUUACCUGCAUACAUAUGUGGUUUGGGUGGGUACAUUGUGGUUGGUGUGGGUGGCUUUUUACAACAAAGUUUCAUAUCAGCAUUGAUGGAACAAAGAAAUCUAUAGCAAAAACAGUCUUUACAUUACAAAAAAAAUAUUUUGCUUUAACAUGCAAAUUGACCGAUCAAUAAUUGAUCAAUAUUUAUUUUUAAUAGUAUUUAUUUAUCGUGUACUGAGCAUAAUGCGUAAUUAUAGUUGGUGUUUAAAAUGCCACCCAAGUAGUUUUAAAUAUUUGAUAUCUAUAAUAAUACUGAAAGGUUUACUACUUUACGAAUACUUCUUUUUAUAAGUAAAAGCACAUACCUACUCAAUAUUACAUUACAGCUAGAUACUGAGUUCAUAAAUUUUGAAUUUUGUGGACUUUGUACAUACUUUGUGCCAAAGAUUUAUCUAACUUAAGGUGCCAAAAUUUGUCCAGAAUGUAAAUAUAAAUAAGUGAAAGUUUUAAAAUUAAUUCCAAAUUAUUUACCUAUAUACUUACUAAUAUGGUUUCCUAAAUUCUUAUCCACGAUUAUUUAUAAUGAGAGACCUAGCACAGUUCAGAGAUAUCAAGGUUUUAAUUAAGUUGCUUUAAUGGUUUCCACAGAUAUGCCUUCUAAGUUAUUUAAAUGUUUAGCCUUAAUUUUAAUGGUUUUAACAUAAUACCCACUAUUCCGAAUAUCUCUACUAAUUAUCCCGUUAGCCCCACGCUAAUAUAAGGGAACAUCAGUACUUAGAAGCAGGCGCACUAAUGAUUAUCAACAUCUAAGAUAGAUUUUUAACUUUCCGGAGUUCCAAAGACUAACCCUCUCGUUUUUCGAAUAAAUAAAAAUAUCGUUUUUCGAAUAAAUAAAAAUAAAUAAUAACAACUUAAUACCGCUAUGUCCAAGUUGGAAUUGAUGACUUUAAACCGUGGCAUACACUCUUUCAAUCUCAACAACUCUCUCUUCAACUCUUUCAAGUAGGUAGAUCUCUACAAAACAUCUAUUGAUAAAUAAAACCGCGAUUUUUAAUUUCGGUGCAGCUUGACGAACAAGUUGCAUUAUAGUAGUCUAUUUAGAUUUUUGAAUAUGGAACUAACAAAGGAGUCUUAUGUCUUAGUAUUUUUUUAAAUCUAAGCAAGAUUGCUAAGAUUUUUUAACAUUGUUGUUUAGAAAGGCACAAGACUCAUUCAUUUUAGUUGUUUUUUUUCUAUAGCUACAGACCUUUUUUUGGGGCCGAAUUAUUUAUACUAGGAAUUCAAUUUUUACAGUUUAUUUCCCUUCCUUAAUCGGAAAGUUAGGUACUUUCUUAAGUUUUUCCUUAACAUAUCUAGGUACCUACACUUGUCAGAGUUUAUAUUAUGAGAAAUGAAAACUAUUUUCGUCCUUAUUGCACUUUAGACUAUUUGACACUGGCUGUACUUACUUUUGUUUUAUGAUUGUAUUCUUUUUAGUAUUAAAACUCGUCUGUGGAAUCCUUUAACUUAAGAUAGAUAUUAAGCAGAUAUUAUACCUGUACAUAACUAUUUUUGGAAAAAUAUCUCGUUAGUUUGGUUUUAAUUUUUAGUAGGUACAUUUUUUACUGUUUAAAUUGUUAUUUAUUGAAUUACUUACCUAUGUUGAAAUGUUUUUAUAAGGUGAUGGUUAAGUAUGUAUCCCUGUUUUAGUUUCUUUAGCACGAGAAGUGAGACUGGCAAUUUAUAUAGGUUAGAAAUAAUGUAAAAGAAAGAAAAUAUAUAACAUAAUUUUUCUUCCACCCAAUACAUUUUCAAAACAGACGCGCUACGAUUAAUUUUUACGAUUAAUUACCCAGAUUUUUAGGGCCAUUUUCACCGGUUGCUACAAGUGUUGGAUACGGCUAACUGGCCAAUCACGUCAGUCAGAUUUAUCUAGCAGAUUAGUUUAUCUGUCAGAUUACAACAUUAUAUUUUAUUAGAAAGUGGUGAAAAGGGCCCUUAAUCUCGUAUCUCUUUUUAUUAAUAUGUCUCUGUAAACCCAAAUUAAACGUUAAUUCGUAUUAGAUUAAAAUAUGUGUCAAAUUUGUAAAAUAAUAUUUACCUAUACGAAAACUGUGAUGAAUGUGGCUCAGAAAUAAAAUAUCAAUAAAUAA
This is a messenger RNA of Plodia interpunctella (Indianmeal moth), 5789 nucleotides long. RefSeq names its product protein tramtrack, alpha isoform. The record is from RefSeq and is a predicted model, not a curated record. Gene Ontology annotation, biological process: regulation of transcription by RNA polymerase II. Bases 668 to 2338 code for a protein of 556 amino acids. The transcript has 5 exons. NCBI's taxonomy places the organism in Eukaryota, Metazoa, Arthropoda, Insecta, Lepidoptera, Pyralidae. Gene Ontology annotation, cellular component: nucleus. Gene Ontology annotation, molecular function: protein binding.